AUGUCGGGAGCUUCGAGUCCUGGAGGUUUAGGCGGUGGGACUGCGCUCAAGCGCAUGAGCACAGGGAACAAGCGGGAAGAUUUGCCCAAAAACUUGAGCAUGGUGUCUAUUAUGGGAUUGUCCUUUGCGAUUAUGGCGGUACCGUGUGGGCUUUCAACGACAUUAUCACUUAGUUUAACAAAUGGAGAGAGUGUGACAGUUAUAUGGGGCUGGGUUCUUGUCUCGCUGAUAUCAAUGGGUAUCGCGGCAAGCCUAGCAGAAAUAUGUGCUGUGUACCCGACCGCUGGCGGUGUUUAUUAUUGGUCGGCAAUGUUAUCCACGCCAAAAUAUAGGCCAAUAGCAAGCUGGAUUACAGGGUGGUUGACUCUCGUCGGUAAUUGGACUGUAACCCUUUCAAUUGCUUUCUCGACUGGCCAGUUGUUCCUUUCGGGAGUUUCGAUCUUCCAGGAAGAUUUCGUCGCGAAUACAUGGCAAACUGUACUCAUGUUUUGGGGAGUAAUGGCUGUGUGUACGGGUGUCAAUGUAUUCUUUAGCAAACAUUUGAAUCUAUUGAAUACGAUAUGCAUGAUCUGGACCGCGGCUGCAGUCAUCAUCAUCAUGGUUGUGCUGCUAGCUACCGCUCGUCACCGAAAUACUGCGGAGUAUGUGUUUGCUCAUUACGACCCAACAGCUUCAGGAUACCCAUCUGGGUGGUCUUUCUUCGUCGGCCUUCUACAAGCUGCAUAUACCUUAACCGGGUACGGCAUGGUCGCAUCUCUCUGCGAGGAGGUUCAGAACCCUGAAAAAGAAGUUCCCAAGGCAAUGGUGCUGAGCGUCUUCAUGGCGGGGUUGACUGGUGUUGCUUAUCUCGUUCCUCUGUUGUUUGUUUUGCCUGAGGUGAAGGCUAUACUCAGUGUAGCGAAUGGCCAACCGAUCGGAAUGAUCUUUACUACAGUUACCGGGAGCAAGGCUGGUGGAAUGGGAUUGCUAAUAUUCGUACUUGUUGUUGCACUUUUCGCGGGAACUGGCGCACUCACUGCUGCAAGUCGAUGCACUUUUGCAUUCGCCCGAGACGGAGCGAUUCCUGGAUCCAGAUACUGGUCACAAUAUAACUACAAGCUUAAUGUCCCACUCAACGGGCUGCUUUUGUCGUCCGCAAUUUGCUGUCUCCUUGGCCUCAUUUACUUCGGCUCCACAGCCGCGUUCCAAUCCUUCGUCGGCGUUGCCACGAUCUGCCUCUCCACAUCGUAUGGUUUUCCGAUCCUUGUCAACAUUCUCAACCGUCGUGUUGCCGUCAAAAACUCCUCGUUUUCUUUGGGGAAAUUUGGUUAUGCAAUCAAUAUAGCGACGGUAACCUGGAUUAUAUUGAGCGUAGUCCUAUUCUGUAUGCCUGUCAGUAUUCCUGUCACUGCUGCCGGCAUGAACUACGCUUCUGUAGUCUUCAUGGGUUUUGCAGGUAUAAGUGUACUCUGGUACGCGGUUAGGGGAAGGAAAACAUUUAAUGGACCGGAGGAGGUGGUAAUUGACGGGGAAAGUAGGAGUGUUGAUGAGGAAGUAGGGCGGGAGAAGUCAAGGCAAUGA
Molecule: messenger RNA, 1560 nt
Organism: Orbilia oligospora ATCC 24927
Lineage: Eukaryota; Fungi; Ascomycota; Orbiliomycetes; Orbiliales; Orbiliaceae
Exons: 8
Coding region: 1-1560 (519 amino acids)
Biological process (GO): transmembrane transport
Cellular component (GO): membrane
Molecular function (GO): transmembrane transporter activity
Source: RefSeq, a predicted model, not a curated record